Messenger RNA from Sclerotinia sclerotiorum 1980 UF-70, 231 nucleotides. RefSeq lists its product with no specific name. The coding region runs from base 1 to 231 and encodes 76 amino acids. The transcript has a single exon. The record is from RefSeq and is a predicted model, not a curated record. Lineage: Eukaryota; Fungi; Ascomycota; Leotiomycetes; Helotiales; Sclerotiniaceae.
AUGGUUGUGACAGCGAAAGUUGGAGAAAGGGUUGAGCUUAUGACAAGUGAGCCAAAUGCAGAAUGCGAGUGCGCUGUUAUCUCUAUCAACUUCAAAGGUAAUCAAAUAGCCGUCACGGUGAGCGACAAUCCUAGCAAACCUAUCUUAUUUUCCGUGGCACGUCAAAUUGUGCAUCCCCAACCAGAAGAAAAUGUGGUGACCGCAAAAGUUAACCCAGUCUAUCGGGGCUAG